Molecule: messenger RNA, 4799 nt
Organism: Anopheles aquasalis
Lineage: Eukaryota; Metazoa; Arthropoda; Insecta; Diptera; Culicidae
Gene: GCC185
Product: GRIP and coiled-coil domain containing 185 kDa
Cellular component (GO): Golgi apparatus
Source: RefSeq, a predicted model, not a curated record
UCCAAAAAUCGCAGAUCUUUCCUCUUUAUUUGCACUUUUCCUUAUCGCAUUAGCUCUCUCCAAAGGAUUUCUUUCACAAACCCUAAAGCUAUGUCCUAAGUGCACCGUUUUCCUGUACACGGUAAGUUUGGCGUUAAAUAACUCAGUUUCCAACGACCAUGAGUCAAAGUUCGGAUCAGGAUCCCGCGGCGGCGCGCAAACCCAGCCCGUUCGAUAAUCUUUCGCGGGACGAAUUGGUCAAGAAGUGCAAAGGUUUGCUGGGAAUAGCACAAAAAGCGAAGCAGGCGAAGGAUGAGUGCCAGGAAGAAAAUCGGAAGCUUAAAGAACAGCUGGAUCACUAUGAAACGCAGAAAAACGCGGAUAAGGAAUGCAUCAAGGCCAUGCAGGAGGUGGCCGAUUCGUACAUGGAUCAGAAACUGAUGGCCACCAUGCGAGUUGAUGAGCUGGAGAAGCAGUUGGCCAAAAGUGCAGCUCAGCUUUCGACCGAACAAGCAACGCACGAGCAGAUGAAGCAGCAACUUAUGGCAGAGUUGGAUGAUCUACGUCAGAAACUAGAAACCGAGAAGCCCGAUAAAAACCUUAGCAAGAAUGACGAGCUUGCCGAGCGAUUGAAGGAGUUGGAAGAAGAAAACAGAAAGCUGGAACAGGAUCUUAUCCGAGCCAAAGCUAGCCAACCGAACGGACGGGAGGAGAAGUUGAUUCGCAAACUUAAGCUGUACAAGGCGAAGGUACAAGAAAUCAACGCAAAACUGCUUCUCCUCAAAUCGGAUCGCAAAAUACUGUUGAAAACAGUAAAAGAUUACGCCGAACAGGUUCCGAAAUGGCAAAAGGAACUGGCAAAUGCGUCGGGUGUGUUGUUUGAAAAGAUAAGCACACUCGAGAAAGAGAAAGAUCACCUAGAUGGAUUAAACAGUAGCUUACGGGAGGAAAAUGAAGAGCUGCAACGACAACUUAAGGCUUUAAAAUUGAUGGCAGAAUCUACUGGUGGCACGGAUGAAACCGAUAACAAACUAGCUGAAACCGAAUCCCUCCUGGAAAGCCUCCGGUUGGAAGUAGAAAAUUUAAAAUCUGGCAAUGUAGCCUUGACGACCGAAAAUGAACGCCUUCUAUCAGAGUCGGGAUCAAAGCAACGGCUGGAUUGCGAAGAAAAGGAAAACCUUCGCAAAGAUCUAGAGACUUCGAAGGCUGUGAUAAACAGUUUAGAGGAGAAGCUAAAUGUUCAAUCGUCAUCAUUGUCUGAUAACCACCAGGUGCAUGAAGAGCUAUCUAAGCAAGUAGCGACACUGACGGAACAGCUUCGAAAUCAAUCAGAAACUAUUCAAAGCGAACGCGAAUCACGUGAAAGAGAAUUGGUUUGUCUGAAGCAGGAACUAGAAAACAGUGAAAAGGAAAAGAAUGAAUUAUCCCAGAAGCUCGAAUCAACCGUUGGUAUGGAGCAAGAAAGGAAUGGCGAGCUGCUAGUUCGUUUCCAAGAAACCAGUGCUAAACUGCUCGCCAUCGAGCAACAAAAAGAGGAACUCGUUCGUCAAAUAACAGCACUCCAGGCUACCAACGAGAGUCAAACGGCUCGCUUCGCUGAGGAAACGGUCACUCGGGAGACGAUGGCUAGAAAGAUGGACGAAAAUCAACAACUCGUGCAGAAGCUGAUCGUCGAAAACCAGAACCUAGAGGCCCAACUGGGUCAGUUAGCUGAAAAGCUGAAGGGAAGUGUAGAGAAAUUAAAGCAGUCGAAUGCCAAGAUCGAGCAUUUGGAAGGUGAGCUCAGCUCUUGCCAAAAACAGCUUGAACAACAAACGGCUGAAAGUCAAUGUUUACUCGAUGAAGUGAAGCAAACAAAAGCGAUCGCUACAGAGAGUGCGGACAAGUACACGCUUUUGAAGACAGAAAAUGGUGAGCUGCUCUCGGAAUUGAAGGAGUUGAAUGAAAUCUUGAAGGCUCGCGGUGAAGUAAUUAAUCUACAGUUGUCGAAAAUGGCUGAGCUACAGGAGAAGCUGUCGCACGUAGAAUCGACCGAUAUGCAACCGUUGAAGCAGAAGAUUGAACAGCUUCAGCAAAGUGUGGCUGAAAAAGAAGCUGAACUGGAGCGACAACGUGAGGAGUUGGCAACGAUGAAGGAUCGUUCCAACAUUAGCUUCGACGCGCAGAGCGAUGUAAUGUCGACCUCGACCAUUUCCCGUGUGGAAGAUGUGGCACGGAUGCGCGAGCUGGAUGAAGGCUUUGAGGAAAAGUAUAUCAAGCUACGUUCUUUGGCUCUGAAACUAAAAAAGAAGCUAGCUGAACAGACAGUGCUGUUGCAAAAGUACGAGCAAGAAUCUUCGUCUUCCGGAGUCGCGACAUCAGAAGAGAGCACAGCAUCUCUUGCCACAGCCAGCAAGAACAUUCAAACGUUACAAGCUGAGAACGAUCGCUUACAGGAUGAGCUGGAAGGUGUGCGAAAAGAGACAGAGAAGCUGCGAGCAGAGCUUGAGAGUAAAACGAUCGAGCUCGCUACAUUCCAGCAAGUUCAGAAGGAUGUCGAAGGUUCGAAAGUAGAUCGUGGCACAUUGGAAACAACCGUGCGAGAAUAUCAGACGCAAAUACAAAAUCUCAAGCGAGAAAAGGACGCUUUCCAGUUGGCAAAGCGUGAAAUCGAUGCCGAAAAUCAGCGACUCAAGGCGGGUCUGAAGAGCAAAGAGAAGGAACUAGUCGACGAGCAGGAGCGGCAGAAGGAGCUCCGUAUGGAACUCGAUCGUUCAAAACUGGCCGUAAAGAAGGCGAAUGUGUUGAGCCUUGAAAUGGAAGCAUACGAGCGGUCUCUGACCGAGCUGAACAGCAAGCUGGAAACCAAGAAGACGCUGGUGAAGGAGCUGGAAGGUACGAUCGAUACCCAGGCGGUAACAAUCAAAAGCCUCAAGCAGCAGCUGGUGGUGCUGGAAGAGAGCCUCGAUUCCCAGCAAAAGCAUUCACGGGAGCUCAAGCAGGAAGUCGAUGUACAGCAAAACAAACUGCGCCAAAGUGAACAUAAGCGCUUGGAACUGAUGAACCAGCUGGAAGAGCUGCGCGACGAACACGAUCAGGCAAAGCAACGGGUCGAGAACAAUCGGGUAGAGUUGGAGCAGGUUGCGGCGGAGAAGGAAAAAGUUUGUGGUACGCUGGAGCAGGAGAAAACCAAUCUUCAAAAGCAAACUCUCGCACUGGAGAGUGAGUUGAUAGAGCUGCGCAAGGAGCUAGUCGAGAGACAGCAGGAGGUCGAGGAUAUAAGGACCGAAUUCGCUAGCUACAAGAUUCGGGCUCAGUCCGUGUUACGCCAGAAUCAAAAUAAAGACAGUAGCCGCGAAAAGGAGCUAGAGGAAGAGCUGAACCAGGCCCAGACAUCACUGGAGAUGGUCGAAGGUAAGCAGCAGCAAUUGGCGCGGCAAGUAGCUGAGCUUUCAAAGAAUAACGAGGAACUGAAGAGUGAGAAAGAGCGAACGCAGCAUCGAUGCAAGGAGCUGUUAAGUCUUUUGGAAGAAGCUCGGCUGCAGCACGAAACACUGCUGGAAGAAUCCCGUAAAUCGAGCCUCGAGCAACAGGAAGCUCUAAAAACGCAACGCAUCCAGAAUGAAACGUUGAUCCAGUGCUACAAGAAGCAGUUGGAAGAGCUGCGCGAAAGCCAUGGCCGGGAGAUGGAGCAACUGCAAACUGCCCUACGCCUGCGAGUGGAAACGGACGGAGUGACCAGCGGACGUAGCCUACUAAACAAUAACCUUCCGGUACCGGGUUCGACAUCGUUCCCUGCUACGGGUGGUGCUGGUGCGAGAGUGGCCGCAUUUACAGAUGAACAACGAAUCAAUCUGCUUCUGAUGGAACGUGAAGAUGGUGAAGGUUCGGAGAGUACCAAUCAGAACUCCGGAACAGGCGUACACACGGUACGUCGGAAGCUGUCCACUGCUUCCAACUCCAGAGGGGCGCGCAAUCGGGACAUCAUUCCGCUGGAAGAUCUGUUGAAUAAUUCCUUCGACGAUUCUGCCUCCGUGGAGAUGGUAAUGGAUGGUGCCGAUGGGGAUCAGUCACUUCAUAGUUCACUUUUUGGCGGUGGCCGAGGACCCUCGCCAACGGUUGAGCUACAGCAAACGAAGGAGCAGCUCACAAAGCAGGAGAGCCGCGUGCGCCAUCUAACGGCGGUGCUGGCCGAAGCGGAGCAAGAUCUAGCCAAGUUGACGCAACUAAACGAGCUGCUAAAGGAGGAGGUACGCCGGCAACAGCGGUCCAUCGAGCGGGAAGCACAUGUACACAAUUCGGAGUAUUUGAAAAAUGUGAUAUUUAAGUUUAUUACGCUCAAUAAUGGCGAUGAGCGAUCGAGGCUAGUGCCGGUGCUCAACACAAUUCUUAAACUAAGUCCUGAUGAGACGCUAAAGCUGCAGAACGUAGCCAAGGGUUCCGAUACAGCCUCUCGCGGAUGGACUGGUUUGCUGUGGAACAGCUAGAGAUACAGUGGGCAAUUUUCUAGUAUAUCCUUCCGUCUUAAAGUUCCAUCCCUUCCAUUCGCCCAGAUUCCUAUACCUGUGUUUAGAGAAAGGUAUCCAGAUAUAAUUGUUGUAUUAUUUUAUGUAGCUUCUUUUAGAUUUAAUGCACGGAUAUCGUGGCCUAUCAAACGGUUACAAAACUAGGCAAUAUCCGAUGAGCGAAAUGAUUUCCAAUAUUGGGUUCAUAACGGGCUAAAUAUAAAGGCUUUAAGUUGCUUUGGGUCGCGCAUUAUGCUUGUCAAUAUUGUUUAGAAAAUUUGUUGCAUGCCUUGGGAUAGAAUAGAGCAAUAAAAAAAUAAAAUUUAAAAGUCCAAA